AUAAAGCGUGUUAGUACGUGCUAACAAGUAACGACAACCUCGCGUCGGGAGUGGGAUGAUGGCUCUCACAACCUCGCCACAGCCCCCUCCGCACUCUCUCUCCGUCCCGACCAAGCCCAAUCUCGCCGACCCUUACCACCAUCACGGCCGUCUUCUUCAGCUGGUGAACGACUGCUCCGACAUCGCCCACCUCAAGCAAAUCCACGCUCAAGCUCUGCGCACCGCGGCAACGGCCCACGACCCGCAGGCCCACUUCCUCCACAGCAGAAUCGUCUACGUCUCGUCCUCGUUGAGCAUCGACUACGCUCGCCGGGUGUUCCGGCAUGUCGAGAGCCCGAACGCGUUCAUGUGGAACGCUCUCAUAAGGGCCUGCGCGCAGAGCGGCGACCGCAAGGAGGAGGCCAUCUCGCUGCUCCGCGGGAUGCUGGAAGAUGGGAGUGUUUCUCCGGAUCAGUACACGUUCCCGUUCGCUCUCAAGGCGUGCGCGUAUCUGUUCGCUCUGUCCGAAGGGAAACAAGUGCACGCCCAGGCUUGGAAGCAUGGGUUGGGGCCGGAUGUUUAUGUUAACAACAGCUUGGUCCAUUUUUAUGCCUCCUGCGGCGUCUUGGAGGAUGCGAAGAAGGUGUUCGAGAAGAUGCCUGAGAGGAGUGCGGUUUCGUGGAAUGCCGUCAUCGAUGCCUUGGUUCGGUUUGGUGAGUUCAAUGCUGCGAUGGAAUCGUUCCAUGAGAUGCAGAUGUUGUUUGAGCCGGAUGGGUACACCAUGCAGAGCGUGUUGAGUGCUUGCGCUGGUCUGGGUUCUCUGUCUUUAGGGAUGUGGGCUCAUGCUUACAUUUUGAGGAAGUGUGAUGAGGACGUGGUUGAUGAUGUUCUUGUCCAAUCUUCAUUGGUGGACAUGUAUUGCAGGUGCGGCUCAUUGGGGAUGGCCGAGCAGAUUUUUCAGAGGAUGGAAAAGCACAACGUGAAUUCUUGGAAUUCCAUGAUUUUAGGAUUUGCUAUGCAUGGACAGGCCGAAGCAGCGUUGGAUUACUUUGUCCAGAUGGUUAUGGAAGAAGGUUUAAUGCCGAAUUCUGUAACGUUUGUUGGUGUUCUGAGUGCUUGUAAUCACAAAGGUAUGGUUGAUGAAGGCCGUAGCUACUUUGAUAAGAUGAUAAAUGAGUAUAGUAUUGAACCACAAUUGGAGCACUAUGGAUGCUUGGUCGAUCUUCUUGCUCGUGCUGGGCUUAUUGAUGAAGCGCUAGAUCUUGUAUCUAGUAUGCCAUUUAAGCCGGACGCUGUAAUAUGGAGGAGUAUUCUGGAUGCGUGUUGUAAGAAAAAUGUAGGAAUUGAGCUGAGCGAAGAAGUGGCUAUGCAGAUCCUCGCAUCCGGAGGGGAUUCUUGUAGUGGUGUUUAUGUGCUUUUAUCUAGGGUUUAUGCGUCGGCUAGCAGGUGGGACGAUGUUGCGCUGAUUAGAAAAUUAAUGACUGAUAGAGGUGUAACAAAAGAGCCAGGGUGCAGUUUAGUGGAAAUAGAUGGUAUCUCCCAUGAGUUUUUUGCUGGGGACACAACGCAUCCUCAAACUGAAGAUAUAUACCGGGCCUUGAAGGAAAUAGAAGAGAAAUUAGAGUCAUCUGGCUAUGUACCAGAUGUCUCACAAGCGACUAUGAUCGAUGAUGAGCAUAGUGAGGAGAAGGAGCAGUCUCUCAGGUUGCAUAGCGAGAGACUUGCCAUUGCAUUUGGAUUAUUAAACAGGAAACAGGGCACUCCUAUUCGCAUAAUUAAAAAUCUCCGAGUGUGCAAUGACUGUCACAAGGUCACCAAAUUAAUCUCCAGGAUCUUUAAUGUGGAGAUCAUUGUGAGAGAUCGUGCUCGAUUUCAUCACUUCAAGGAUGGCCUCUGUUCUUGCAGGGACUAUUGGUGAUGGUCCACGCUUCAAUUGUGUUUCAAAAUUGUUUCGUUGAACUUUUCUCAAUUGAAAAGUGUAAUUGCUGGGAAUAUUCUGAAACAAGAAAAUUUGCACAUAUAUAUCUGGCAA
Molecule: messenger RNA, 2011 nt
Organism: Syzygium oleosum
Lineage: Eukaryota; Viridiplantae; Streptophyta; Magnoliopsida; Myrtales; Myrtaceae
Product: pentatricopeptide repeat-containing protein At1g59720, chloroplastic/mitochondrial
Exons: 1
Coding region: 56-1897 (613 amino acids)
Biological process (GO): RNA modification
Molecular function (GO): zinc ion binding; protein binding; RNA binding
Source: RefSeq, a predicted model, not a curated record